Pezoporus flaviventris is the source of this 2638-nucleotide messenger RNA. It is a transcript of the gene KCNK2, whose product is annotated as potassium two pore domain channel subfamily K member 2. Gene Ontology annotation, cellular component: membrane. NCBI's taxonomy places the organism in Eukaryota, Metazoa, Chordata, Aves, Psittaciformes, Psittacidae. Gene Ontology annotation, molecular function: outward rectifier potassium channel activity; potassium ion leak channel activity. Bases 468 to 1736 code for a protein of 422 amino acids. The transcript is spliced from 7 exons. Gene Ontology annotation, biological process: stabilization of membrane potential; potassium ion transmembrane transport. The record is from RefSeq and is a predicted model, not a curated record.
AAACUACAUGCUGCAUGUGCAUGUUUUACAUGAAUGAUGUUUAAGAAAAGAAGAAUUAGUGGAAACACUGAUUUUUGUCUAUUACUUUAUAGUAAAGAGGCUCUGGUCUUUUAAAACCUUCUGGGACAUUUGACAUGCAAUUAUUCCAUCUUUUAAGGGACUCGAGGCAAUUUUGGUUCAAGUUUCUAAGUGCUUCUUAACCUGUUCAGUCAACUGCCCUUUGUAAAGUACUAUGAAAAUGUAAAACAUUACAUGAAUGCCAUGUAUCAUAAAUAACUUACCAGUUUAUUUUUAUGUGUACAUUGAGUAUUUUGGGCAGGAAACACAGAGAGAAAACACACGUGUACUGCAGAAGAGAAUAUGUCAUGCUGAAAUGACUUGCUCGGAAGACUUCUUAAAAACAGCAGUAAAGGAAAUGCUUGAUCUUAGAACAAAAGCAUGGUGACUUCUGACUAUUGCAUCACCAAAUGAGGAACCCACAAGCAAGACAUAAUUUUUACUUGGCGGCACCUGACUUGCUGGAUCCGAAAUCGGCCACUCAGAACUCCAAGCCCAGACUAUCCUUUUCCACCAAGCCUACCGUGCUCUCUUCACGGGAGGAAAGUGAUUCGGCCAUUAAUGUUAUGAAAUGGAAGACGGUCUCAACAAUUUUCCUGGUGGUAGUGGUGUAUUUAAUAAUUGGAGCAACAGUAUUUAAAGCCCUGGAGCAGCCUUAUGAGACCUCCCAGAGAACCACCAUCGUGAUUCAGAAGCAGACGUUUGUAUCCCAGCAUUCCUGCGUGAAUGCAACCGAGCUUGAUGAACUGAUCCAGCAAGUAGUGGCAGCAAUAAAUGCAGGAAUCAUACCUUUAGGAAACACAUCUACUCAAAUCAGUCACUGGGACUUGGGAAGUUCCUUCUUCUUUGCUGGCACUGUUAUUACCACCAUAGGCUUUGGAAACAUCUCCCCAUGCACGCAAGGUGGAAAGAUAUUCUGUAUCAUCUAUGCCUUACUGGGAAUUCCUCUGUUUGGGUUUCUGUUGGCUGGUGUUGGAGAUCAACUAGGGACAAUCUUUGGAAAAGGAAUUGCCAAAGUAGAAGACACCUUUGUUAAAUGGAAUGUGAGUCAGACAAAGAUUCGCAUAAUUUCAACAAUAAUAUUCAUACUGUUUGGCUGUGUGCUGUUUGUUGCUCUUCCUGCAGUUAUAUUCAAGCACAUAGAAGGCUGGAGCACGCUAGAUGCAAUUUACUUUGUGGUUAUCACUUUAACUACCAUUGGAUUUGGUGACUAUGUUGCAGGGGGAUCGGAUAUUGAGUACCUAGAUUUUUAUAAACCAGUGGUGUGGUUCUGGAUCCUUGUUGGCCUUGCCUACUUUGCAGCUGUCCUCAGCAUGAUCGGAGACUGGCUAAGAGUCAUAUCAAAAAAGACAAAGGAAGAGGUAGGGGAAUUCAGAGCCCACGCUGCAGAGUGGACAGCCAACGUCACUGCAGAGUUCAAAGAAACCCGAAGACGCCUGAGCGUGGAGAUCUACGACAAGUUCCAGCGGGCUACCUCUAUCAAGAGGAAGCUCUCUGCAGAACUCGCCGUCAACCACAACCAAGACCUGACUCCCUGCAAGAGAACCCUGUCAGUCAACCACCUCACCAGUGAGAAAGACAUCCUGCCAGCUCUAACAAAGACAGACAACAUUUACAUGAAUGGUUUGACGCCGCACUGUGCAGCAGAAGAAAUAGCUGUAAUUGAAAACAUUAAGUAGCCAUGACUUUGAAUCCCAGCCCUUGAGGAGCUCUUGGCUGAGACUAGCCAUAUACCUUUUCUCUUUUCCCACCCUGUCAAUGAUCAAUGCUAAUAGCAUUUUAUAUGUGUGCAUGAGUUUCACAGAAACUGCAGUCCAGAGUUACCAUCGCAUCUCUUCAAAGACACAAAGAAUGGCACUUCUGUUAUCGAAAGAUGCUGGAACAAACAACAUCUUCUGCCUUUAUCUGCCCAGACUGUUUAUCACGUCUCUUAACGUGCCAUACGGCCUCAAGAAUGAAUCACAUUUGUUUAUGGUAACAAUGUAGCUUUGAGGGAUCAGUCCUUAAAAUUUCAGGGUCUACCUUACUGAGCCUAGGAAUGGACCAUUUCUGGACUACAACACAUUUGUAAAUGGCAAGAAAUGCUUAUGCAGCCUUUUACCUAAGAAAUUUUUGUCAGUGCCUUAUCUUUUGAAGAACCAGAACCUCUACAGUUCCUGUAUGGUUUUUGUUUGUUAGUUUUUUUUCAUGAGAAACGUGUUUCAUUUGAGCUUUCAUUCUUCUUGAAAUGAUGGUGUUUUAAAAGGUGUCUGUUGUGAAGAUACCAACCAGCAUGAACGAAUGCCAAAAGCAGCAAUCAUCAAAUGAUGAUCUUAGCUCUAAAUUUAAAGGCACUGCAGUUUCAGAAAUUGAAAACAUGCCCCCCAGAAGCAUUUUAUUUUACUCAGGUCCAGCUGAUACUUGUUCACACUGACUUGUAGAAUUCGCAGGCCCUCUUUGGGUCUUGUCUAUUUCAAGCAGUGUUCAGCAGUUGUCUUUGCGUCAGGUGUACCAAAAAAACCUGCAUCUUAUCUGUCUGUCAUCUAAUUGCUUGAUAGAUGACAUGAAUAAAUGAAAAUUACUACUUAGAGGACAGGCUAUU